AAUACAAAUUAUUUUAAUAUUAAAAUAAUUUCAUUUAUUUUAUUUAGAAAACAUCGUCUGCUGUAAAUAUUAGUCGUCUGCUAUACUGCCCCGUCAGCUUUAUUAAUCGUCUGCUAUAUUUUGUUGAUACACAAUUUACCUGGUUACGCUCGAUAGUUUUUUCUUACUCGAGCAUAACGUGUACCCGGUAUGGUAUAUAUAAGGCAAAACCCGUGCAGAAACUCACUCUUUACACGUCUGCAGUACAGAUUGACUGGUUUAAAACAUUUAUCUGCUAUCUACAUUGCCAAAUUAUGCCACGUGGCCGCGGAUGCGUACGUCCACAAAGACUGUCGCGGAACAACACCGCCAGGCAGCCCGAGCCAGCAAGUAGCGCAACAAGGAGCCAACAACCUUCAAACAGAGGGAGGAAACGAACGGCAGAGGUCCCGUUGGAAGAUUUUGUUGACGAGAGGGUGUCGCAAACGAACGCUGACAUCUGGGUCAUCGGGGACUCGAUCCCGUACUGGGCAGGCAAUCAUGCAAUACAAACUGGGAAGAAAAAUUUGAGACUACCAGGACAAACAAUUGCAUGGCUAGGGGUUCGAGGUCUGCGAUGGUCCACACUAAGACGGGAAAUUGAAGCUAAGGUUCUCCUAUCACCUGCUCCAUCGUUAAUACUUAUUCAUUUAGGUGGUAAUGAUUUAGUUCACUCUCAUGCCUAUGAUAUUAAAGGGACAAUACAGGAUGAAGUAUCUUACCUUCACGACGCAUUUCCGUCCGCUUGCAUUAUUUGGAUUGAUAUUUUACCCAGAAGAGUGUGGGGGAAAUUUGAUAACAAGUCUAUGAAUCUUAAACGUAAAAGAGUAAAUCGUUUAGGUCGACACAUAGUUAGUUCCUUAAGUAAGUUUGAUAUUGUCAAACCAGAUAUUGACAUUGAAACGGCGUUUUAUCGUGAGGACGGUGUCCAUUUAAAUUUAGUUGGUCUAGAGUUCUAUCUUGACUAUUUAAGAGAUGCUAUGCUAAAAAAUCUAUAAUGGAAUUUUUGGGUGAUAAAUUCGUUGAAUUCAUUGUGGCGGAAAAAAUUCUGUCGAUUGAGGGGUAGGCAGGCCUCGCAAUUUAAUGUAUUCGCAAUUCAUGUUUUUCGAAUAUUUUAGCUGGUUAGGGUCACCUUGUUUUUGGGCUGGUCUAAUCGCCUAAAGAUAGGAACCUUGACCUUGUAGGUUAAAUUUUAAAUGCUCACACGGUACUUUCUAAUUAUUAUACGGUCUAACAGUAAUUGUGUUGACUCGUUAAUAGGUUUUGCCCUUAGUACUCGGCAAUUCCUAACUAGCCUUGCUUUAUUGCCUUGCAUUGCCUUGCCUUGCAUUGUACAGCCUUUGCUGUUGCUGUUUAACAUUAACUCGGAUUGUGGAACCAUUCAUCUCUUGGUCUAAUCAUUGGUGAGUGGUUUUAUUGUUCGUCGUUAAUGGUACCGAUGCUUGCGGUAGUAUGUUACCAGUGGUAUAUACAUGUAGGUUGCCGUUAAUAUUAGAAGUACAAAAAACAAUAGAAAUGUUAAAAAUGAAGUCAAUUACGCAAUUUUUAUUUGUGUACAGUUGCGUACAGUUUUUGUCGAGUUGUGUACAGUUGUGUACAGUUUGUAGAAAAUACUGCCUCCCUUCGGUCGUCGGAAUUUUUUCUCACAAGACUCGACAUGGUCAAAUCUGUCUUGUCUCGAGCGGCCAAAUUAUCCAACCAAUAGUUUUUCGUAUAAUUCAAAAGUUUUUCAUCUGUGUAUAUGUGAUUAAGUUUCUUUUCACGUAGACUUAUUAAAAGAAUUAUUAGUAAUUUGAUAUUGUGUUUGUGUUUCAUUUUCGAAUAUUUAAAUAAUACAAAUUAUUUUAAUAUUAAAAUAAUUUCAUUUAUUUUAUUUAGAAAACAUCGUCUGCUGUAAAUAUUAGUCGUCUGCUAUACUGCCCCGUCAGCUUUAUUAAUCGUCUGCUAUAUUUUGUUGAUACACAAUUUACCUGGUUACGCUCGAUAGUUUUUUUCUUACUCGAGCAUAACGUGUACCCGGUAUGGUAUAUAUAAGGCAAAACCCGUGCAGAAACUCACUCUUUACACGUCUGAAGUACAGAUUGACUGGUUUAAAACAUUUACCCGCCCGCCACACCCCAUUUGCUUAAUUAUAAAUAACUGUCAUUUUUUGAGUUAUCAUAGCGAUCAUAAAGGUGACGUCACAGGUGAAACAUAUUUUGGUAAACUGUAUAUAAGCGUGUGUUUGUCAUUGUUUAUUUGGAUGUAGAUACUGCUGUGACUUUUUAUACUUUGCAGGCUGUUGUUAUAGACAUGUUUUUGUGGACUUCCAAGGAAAAUAAUUAUGGGAGAAUAUGCCACUACAUCUCAGACUAUGGAGCCGCAAAUACACACAAGGAUGUUAUCGACGUGUGAAGUUAGUUAUAAUAAUAAUGUGUUAAAUAUGGUUAAAAUAAAACGUGCCAGAUAUGUGUUAAAGAUAACUGUAAAUUCGGAAGUGCAGGACUUGUAGCGCGGUGUUAGUGGUAUAAACUGUUAUGCUAUAAUUGUUGCUAAGUCUUCAUGUCAGAGAUUUUGAUGAACAUUGUUGACAUUUUAAACUGAAAUAACAUUCUCCAUAUUAUAUUUUCCUUGGACGCAUAUAGUAAUGCGAUUGUAAUUGUUGAUGAGUUUAAUCACUGUUGGCCACAUUUGGC
Molecule: messenger RNA, 2693 nt
Organism: Ruditapes philippinarum (Manila clam)
Lineage: Eukaryota; Metazoa; Mollusca; Bivalvia; Venerida; Veneridae
Exons: 2
Coding region: 294-1016 (240 amino acids)
Molecular function (GO): hydrolase activity, acting on ester bonds
Source: RefSeq, a predicted model, not a curated record